Messenger RNA from Acyrthosiphon pisum (pea aphid), 1654 nucleotides. Its product is annotated as la protein homolog. Gene Ontology annotation, molecular function: mRNA binding. The transcript has 2 exons. Gene Ontology annotation, cellular component: ribonucleoprotein complex; cytosol; nucleus. The coding region runs from base 637 to 1251 and encodes 204 amino acids. Gene Ontology annotation, biological process: positive regulation of translation; tRNA processing. Lineage: Eukaryota; Metazoa; Arthropoda; Insecta; Hemiptera; Aphididae. The record is from RefSeq and is a predicted model, not a curated record.
UUUUAUAUGUUCCUUGAUGUAGGUAUACACUCUUCAACAAUAUUUACAUUGACUCUUAUGGCCUAUGGGAGCUCGGUAAUUUGAGCCAUAGAGCAAUAUUACUCUAUAAUAUGAGUAAAGUGGUCUAUCGUCUAUCGUAGUUUAGAAGUCUGCGUCAUCAACACAAACUAUAAGAGCUUGUAUUUUAUUAUUGUACCUAGUAAUUUAUAAACGAUAGCGACAAGUCGAACACCAAAAGAAUUAGCAUAAAACUGGCCUUCUAUAUAUUAUAAUAUAUACGUCUUGUUGGUCCGGACAUCUAAUACUAUCUGGGUCCGUUCAGUAUAAUUUAUUUGGCCCAAAUGCGCUGACGAGGUGAUUGCAGUCGACUUCCGAACACAUAAUAUGUAAAUAGUGAUCAAUUAAUUUUCCUGUUGGCUAUUAUUAUUAUUAUUUUCACGUCAUAUAAGUCUAUUGCUGGGUGAUACAAUUAUCAACUUGUAUUAUAAAGUUGUCUUUAGUAAUAUAUCGGUUACCGGUUGUCCGUACUACCUAUAUACCACAUUCAAUCUCCAAUAUCGUAUUUUUGGUUUGCAAGUACACGAGGAUCCCGUCAUCGAAACAAGGCAUAUUUAUAACUGUAUAAUCGCUACAAUAAUGGCAUCCUCAUUUAAACACGUCACCGGAGCCGCAGACAGGGAUUCGAGAAUCGUCAAGCAGCUCGAGUUCUAUUUCAGCGACACCAAUUUACCGUACGAUAAGUUCCUGCAAGCUAAAAUCAGGCUCAACGACGGCUGGGUGCCGAUAAGCGUACUGUUGACGUUCAAAAUGCUGAAGUCCAUCACCAGGGACUCGGCCGUGAUCGCGUCCGCCGUCAAGGACGCCGUCGAUAGCAUCGUGGAAGUCGACGAGACGGGCUUGAAGAUCAGACGCAAACCGAAAAUCGCCGCGCCCGCCCCCGAUCGCCGACUGUUCAAAGACAUCGUCCAACGGUCGAUUUAUUGCAGUGGUUUCCCGAGGACGACCACCGUGGACGAACUGUUGGAGUUUGCCGCCACCUUUGGCGACAACGUCAUCACGAAAACCACCCCCAUGAGGUUCAAGUCCCAGGCGUUUAAGGGUUCCCUUUACUUUACGUUCAGCACCAAAGACGAGGCGGAAAAGUUUUUGGCAAGAGAAUCCGUCGAGUACAACGGCAUGGAAAUAAAGCGUAUGUGGGAGAGUGAUUUCUUGGGAGAUUAUAAAGCGUACAGUCCAUUUAAUUACGAAUAAAAUGCGUCCGCGGGCACACUCCGUACACACUACCCGUUAAUAUGGGCACACGUCAUUAUAAAGGUUUAAUUUAGUUUAUAUUUCAUUAUCAUUUUAUUUCUUUCUAAUAUAAUAUAAUUUUAUUUCUAACUAAUAUUUUUUUUUCAACAAUUGUUACUUAAGUAAAAACGGUCACAGGUAGUUAUUUUAGUUUUAUUAUUAUUCAUUUGUAUGCAAUUACUUGUUAGUUAUUAUUUUAGUUAUAAAUAUCUGACGAUUAUAAGUAUUGCUAGGUAUACCUAGUCCAUGGAUAUAUAUUUCAUUAAUUUGUUAUACUAUUAUUUUUCUUUAUUCUCAAAUAAAUCAUUCAGUUAUCUAAGAACAAUAACUGCAGUGUAAUGAAAUCGUCACAUUUGUUAUGUUU